Molecule: messenger RNA, 1866 nt
Organism: Exophiala aquamarina CBS 119918
Lineage: Eukaryota; Fungi; Ascomycota; Eurotiomycetes; Chaetothyriales; Herpotrichiellaceae
Product: POT family proton-dependent oligopeptide transporter
Exons: 2
Coding region: 1-1866 (621 amino acids)
Biological process (GO): oligopeptide transport; transmembrane transport
Cellular component (GO): membrane
Molecular function (GO): dipeptide transmembrane transporter activity
Source: RefSeq, a predicted model, not a curated record
AUGAGCGCCAUCGCAACCAACGAAGGGCCAAUAAUCGCCCAGGCCGCUGUGUCUAACGCGCCUCUCGCUGGUACCAUGCAAGAGAAACAUCUCGGAAGAGGUUCUAUCGAUGCCGGUGUCCAAGAAGUCCCACGUUCGUCGGCCGACUUUGACAGCGAUGAUGAGGUGACAGAGGAGGAGCUUCACACCCUUCGUCGAGUCUCUGGCAAGAUCCCCUGGCCUGCUUUCACUGUCGCGUUCGUUGAGCUUUGCGAACGUUUUUCCUACUAUGGCACCACUGUUGUCUUCGUCAACUUUAUCCAGCAACCUCUUCCAGAAGGCUCAUCAACCGGCGCGGGCUUCGAGGGCCAAUCUGGAGCUCUUGGAAUGGGUCAGCGAGCCUCCACAGGUCUAGUCACAUUCAACCAGUUCUGGGCAUAUGUGAUGCCUCUAGCAGGUGCAUAUAUCGCUGAUGCUCAUCUUGGUCGUUAUAAGACCAUCCACGUUGCGAUUGUCUGUGCUAUCGUCGGGCACGUCAUCUUGACUGCCUCGGCAGCUCCCAGUGUCAUCAAACACAAUUCCGCCGCCCUGGCAUGCUUCUCAAUUGGUCUGAUCAUUCUCGGAAUCGGCACUGGUGGUUUCAAAUCAAACAUCUCCCCCCUUCUUGCAGAACAACAAACCGAAACCAAGAAGCGGAUUAAAACUCUUCCUACUGGCGAACGCGUUAUUGUAGACCCCAUGGUCACAACCUCCCGAAUCUUCCUCUACUUCUAUAUGUGUAUUAACAUCGGCUCGCUCGUAGGACAAAUUGGCAUGGUGUAUUGUGAGAAAUAUGUUGGUUUCUGGCUUGCAUAUCUGUUGCCCACAGUCCUCUUCCUCAUUGCACCAGUUGUCCUGGCAGUCUGCCGAAAGCACUAUGUGCUUACACCUCCUACCGGUUCAGUCUUUGCCAAAUUCUGGCAACUUUGGGGAUAUGCCUCCAAGGGUCACUGGCACCUCAACCCGGUCGCGACCUACAAGAGCAUGUCUGCACCCGGCUUCUGGGAGCGUGUCAAGCCAUCGAAUAUCCCUGCUGCUGAAAGACCAGCUUGGAUGACCUUCGACGACGCUUGGGUCGAUGAGGUCCGUCGUGGUCUCAAAGCCUGCGCGGUCUUCCUGUACCUCCCACUUUACUGGCUCGCUUACGGUCAGAUGACUGGUAACUUGACCUCUCAAGCUGCUGUCAUGGAACUCAAUGGUGUUCCCAACGACAUUAUCCAGAACCUGAACCCGAUCUCGAUCAUCAUCUUCAUCCCACUAAUGGACUUUGUUAUCUACCCAGCACUCCGCAAGGCCCGCAUCAAUUUUACUCCGAUCAAGCGUAUCUUCUUCGGCUUCAUCCUCGCCAGUCUGGCCAUGGUAUCAGCUUGCGUUAUCCAAGUCUACAUCUAUAAACUCUCGGAAUGUGGCACCCAUGCAUCAGACUCGGACUGUGCGGCCGCGCCCAUCAACGUUUGGGUUCAAACCGUCCCUUACGUCCUCAUCGGUUUCUCCGAGAUCAUGGCUUCCAUCACAUCCCUCGAAUACGCAUUCACCAAAGCCCCGUACAACAUGCGAAGCUUCGUCAUGGCGAUUAACCUUCUCAUGAACGCCUUCAGCAGCGCCAUCGCCCAGGGUCUCGUUGCCCUUUCUGCCGAUCCGUUGCUCGUUUGGAACUAUGGAGUUGUAGCUGUCCUUUCCGGCCUCGGUGGCAUCGCCUUCUGGUUCAACUUCCGUGCUCUUGACAAGGACGAAGACAAGUUGAACAUGCUCCAGGCUUCCGCUUACACCGGGAAGAGAGGCAGCAUCAGCGCGCCCUCUGUCAGGGAGACUUACGAGGAUAAGGAGACUGCUGGCACCCACGUUUAA